Pseudonaja textilis is the source of this 633-nucleotide messenger RNA. RefSeq names its product surfactant protein C. Gene Ontology annotation, cellular component: alveolar lamellar body; extracellular region. The record is from RefSeq and is a predicted model, not a curated record. Gene Ontology annotation, biological process: respiratory gaseous exchange by respiratory system. NCBI's taxonomy places the organism in Eukaryota, Metazoa, Chordata, Lepidosauria, Squamata, Elapidae.
CAGAAUGGAAGGGGAUUACAAGAUGGAUGAUAGCAACAAGUUGGCCCUAAUGUCCGAAUCGCCUCCGGAUUACACCGAGUCGCCCAAGCCUCCCGACCUUCCUUGGGGGAAACUCUUCAUCAUGGCGAUGGCGGUCGUGGGGAUGGCAUUGCUGGCCCUGACUUUCCUGCUGGCCGGGCUUCACAUAACGGAGAAACAUGCAGAGGCGGUCCUGCAAAUGACCAUUCAAGGCCUGGACGGCAAAGGGUCCUCCCAGCACCUGACCAUGAGCCAGAAGGAGAAACUGGCCAUAUUUCCCAUCCACAUGAAGCUCAACUCUUCGGCCACGGUGGUUUAUGACCACAGCAAUCUGGUGAUCGGCUACAGAUCGUGGCCAGGAAAGUCCUGCUAUGUCACCAGAAUGAACCCGAAGGACAUCCAAAGCCUGGAUGCCCUCGCUGAGAUCUUCCAGCAUGUCCAGGAGCCCCCUCCCCUGCUGCCCCAUGAACAGGGAGAGAAGCCAGUGGAAAACCUCUCGGCAGUGCCAGCUCAGCGUUCAACCUUGGGAGUCGCCAUCAACCUUCUCUGCGGCAGCCUCCCCGUCUACUGGGCUUAACGGAGUCAGGAUGAGAGGCAGAGCGGCGGGCAGGGAAA